AUGAAUAAACACGUUGAUGUUGAUCACUGUUCAGGAGCUUGUAGAUUGGCACAUAUUUUAAUUUAUACUAUCAUCAACGGUGUUGAUAAAAAUGGAAAUAUGGUGAACAAUAAGCAUGAAGUGCAUUCAAAUGUGAAAAAGCAGACACUGAACUCAAACCCCAAGGAUUAUCAGCUUUUCCCUGUUGUCGACAUAGUGGAUGAAAGUGCUUGCAAGGGAAAAGUGCCGUUCGUUUUGAGCAUAACGAGUUGUGAUGUGUGUGAAAUAGAGACAAAGUCGAGCAAGACAAAUUGUAAAGUUAAGAGAUGUUUGAGGAAAUUGCAUGCUCAUAAUCGUUUACAAACUUAG
Molecule: messenger RNA, 348 nt
Organism: Clunio marinus
Lineage: Eukaryota; Metazoa; Arthropoda; Insecta; Diptera; Chironomidae
Source: the annotation of a GenBank genome assembly